CUGAUUAUUUUGAUUCACCCUUAUUAUUUUUGGAUCCGUGACCGCAAUACAUUUGGCGGGAUUUUAAUCCCAUAAGAUUGCCUUGCUUCCAUUGAAGCAUAAAGAUGCUGUUUGGAGCACGAUAAUAUAAUGUGUAAUGAAUAUAAUGUAUUUAUUAUUUUUUAUUUAUUUUUAUUGCGAAAUAAGAGCAUUUUCAUUGAUGUUCUCGGACUUCUUGGCUCCCACUAUAUAACAAGCAACCAAAACAAAACACAACAAUACAAAUAACAGUUAUCAAGAGAAUUAUACACCGAUUGUUUGCUGUGCUGCGGUGUGAGUGUUUCAGCCAAUGAGCGCGCAGUGCGUGAACGUUGAUUGUGACGUCACACUGUCAGGAAGUGCGCACAUCAUCUAUGUUUGACCAUUUUCAUCUUUCUGAGAGACUUUGCAACAGGUGGAAACAUGACCGAACCGUCCAAACACGACAUCACUGCCAUUUUCAAGCGUUUGCGCUCAAUCCCGACAAAUAAGGCGUGUUUUGACUGUUCGGCGAAGAACCCGAGUUGGGCGAGCAUCACAUAUGGUGUGUUUUUAUGUAUUGACUGUUCCGGGACACACAGAUCUCUGGGAGUUCACCUGUCCUUCAUCAGGUCGACUGAACUGGACUCAAACUGGUCGUGGUUUCAGUUGCGCUGUAUGCAGGUGGGCGGUAAUGCCAGCGCGAGGGCAUUUUUCAGUCAGCAUGGAUGCAUCGCCAAUGCAGCGAACACCAAAUACAACAGCAGAGCGGCAGUGCUGUACAGAGACAAGAUCAAGAGCCUGGCUUCACAUGCCACCAGACAACACGGCACAGAGUUAUGGUUGGACAGUCAGGCUCCUCUGUCACCCACAUCACCCCUCGACAAACAGCUGGAUUUCUUCACUCAACACACACAGACUGCCCAGAAUGAAGAAAUGACUUUUCAACUGGACAUUAACCAAUCACUCGAAUCAGUUCAGGAUAAAAACAAUACUGGUGACGGUCAAGAGGGUCCUAGUGUCGAUCAGCUCAGUGUGUCACCUAAAACAGCCACAGAGUCAUCCUCUCUUCUGAAGAAGAAACCGACUGCUGGAAAGAGAAGUACGGGUGGUAGAAAAGGCGGUCUGGGCGCUCAGAAGGUGAGCAGUGCCAGUUUCUCCGCACAGCACAAGAGAGCUCAAGCAGAGGAGAAGAGCACUGAAGACUUCACUGAUAGAGUGUCUUCUCUGAGUGUGUCGUAUGAGAGUCUGGAGCUGCAGAGGAAGAGAGACGAGCAGCAGAUGAACCGUCUGCAGGGGGAGAAGAAGGAGCAGGCGGAGCGGCUGGGAAUGGGCUUCGGCGGACGCAGUGUACUGUCUCACUCGGUGAUGGAGGACAUGCAGACCAUAAAACAGGAAACUCCAUCUGCGGCCGUUUCCUCCUCCAGCAGCAGAACAUAUCAGGAUGAUGAAGAUACACGCUUCUCUUCCAGGUUUCUGGAUGAAGCACCGGGUUCAUCAGAUCAGUUUUUCUCUCAGUGGACGAGAACAAAAACACAAGAGACGAUGAAAGCCGAGUCAGACUUCUACCUGGAGACGAAGAUCCCGUCAGCAGACGAGAGGGCAACAGCGAGGAGGAAAGCUGACCCCGGGCAGCAGUCCGUGUCUGAUGACGCUCGCAGGAAGUUUGGUGAUGUUAAAGCCAUCUCCUCAGACAUGUACUUCAACAAGCAAGAUGGCUCUGAGUAUGAAGUUCGAACUCGACUGGAGAAUUUCUCAGGAAGUUCUGCGAUCAGUUCAGCCGAUCUGUUUGAAGAGCAGAAGAAAUCGGCGCCGUCCAGCGGUUCGUACAGGUUGAGUAACGUGCUGCCCAAUGUUCCCGACAUGAUACAGUUUAAGAGCGGCGUGAGAUCUGUGGCAGGAAAACUGUCGGUCAUGGCCAGUGGAGUCGUGACGUCUAUACAGGAUCGUUACAGUACAUGAGCUGUUGAAGGAUCUACAUCACAAACACUACAGCAAAAGAAGUGAUGAAUGUAGUUAUAAUUGCAUUACAAACAUUGAAUGCACGUAUGCAGCUUUACUGCAGCGGCUGGUUUACAUAUGAACUCUAUAUUCAGCUAAACUCUGCUGUGCAAUCAUUUGGUUGAUUAUUGUAUGAUUAUUUUUAUGAAUUCAUUGCUUUGGCACUUGGUUAGUUGGGCUUUUAGGUCACUGUAUUUUCUGCGGUAUUUAUCAGAAUUAUUUACUCUGGUGUUGUUUGUGUUUAGUUGGUAAUUAUAUAAGAUGGACUAGAAUGGAUCAAAUGGCAUUAAUUUAGCUUUCCCUUCACUUGAAGACCAAAAAUUGUCUCAUUAUUUGAAGUCAAAUGUUUGCACUCAUUUACUUUAUUUUUCAAAGUGCUAUAUUUUAGCUACAGCAUAUAGCAUACUGUAAUAUCAUAAGAUAAAUUAAGUGCAAUUGUAAUGAAAAAUGAUACACACUAUUACAGUUCUGAUUGUUUAAAGUCAUGCAAACAUAAAAGAAAGUUAUAUUUUCAUAUGGUCAUGUAGAGAGCGAUAUACUGUUGUUACAUACGUCCAAUCAAUGGGCUUUAGUUUUAUAAUGAACUGAAGAGAUUCUGUCACUUGUGUGAAUGUUGUGGACAGGGGUUUACUGAAUGUUCAGGUCUGUAGUGUGCACUAAAGAGUGCAUGUCUGUAGUGUGCACUAAAGAGUGCAUGUCUGUAGUGUGCACUAAAGAGUGCAUGUCUGUAGUGUGCACUAUGUGCAGCAUUUGAACACCUGGAGAUGAUGAAUAUGAGAACGGCUUGUCAAAAGUGCUUAUCUGGGAUCAGUUUCAGUGAUUUAAGUCACUGUUGACAUGAAGAAUCUGGCAGGAAAUCGAACACAUUUGCAGAAGCAUGGUCAUUUUGUUACUUUGUCUUUUUUGUUUUUACAUUUAUAAAAAUGUAUAAAGGGUCAGAACUUUCUUGGCUGCUGUUUUAUUUAGUAAACUUGUUUAAUUCAAUAAAAUAAAUCAAUAAAGAACUGACAUAAGCUAUUAAAA
Molecule: messenger RNA, 3021 nt
Organism: Myxocyprinus asiaticus (Chinese sucker)
Lineage: Eukaryota; Metazoa; Chordata; Actinopteri; Cypriniformes; Catostomidae
Product: ADP-ribosylation factor GTPase-activating protein 3-like
Exons: 16
Coding region: 442-1959 (505 amino acids)
Biological process (GO): COPI coating of Golgi vesicle
Molecular function (GO): GTPase activator activity
Source: RefSeq, a predicted model, not a curated record